AUCAUUAUUACUGAAUCAACCUCAUCAUCGGCUCGCUUGUCCUUCGGCGCUUUGGUGUGCCGGUUUUGGAAUAAACGACACUUUUGUUUUGUUUUGUUUUUGUGUGUGUGCAGUUUUGUCCUCAAUCGUGUGUAUGUUUACGCCGUUGAGCGGAAACAGAUUUACAGCAGGAGGCCAUUUGCCGGGAUCUGCUGAUCUGGUUUGAGCAGUGUCAGCAGCAUGGUGUGAUGUUUAAUGCAGUGGAUUAGUUGUCAUUAUUGUGUGUGUUGUGGAUUUGCUUUGGUUGGGGGGGUGACACAAUCGAGGCGCAUUAGAAGGAGCAACAUGCUCCUGUAGGAUUCAUUAACACCUUCUGCGGCUGCUAUGUGGAAUCUACUGAAAGAUCCAUCACCAUUCUCGGAUCUCACUGCAUGGAAAUUGGGCCGGUGUGUGUGGACACUUCUUUUUGAAUAGCUAAAGGAGGGGACAUUUGACAGUUUUGCUGGACUGUAAUCCGGUUAGUGUUUGAUAGAUCUAGAUCUAUUUACAAAUCUCAGCCUAGAAUUUCUAAAAAAACAAUGGGAACUCAGGUGACUGGGAGGAAAAGGAUCCCGAAUCGGGAGAAAGUAUCGGCGGAGGAUGAUGCUCUUAGCCAGAUUGCUCGAGAGGCAGAGGCGAGACUGGCAGCGAAGCGGGCAGCCCGGGCAGAAGCUCGAGAGAUCCGCUUAAAGGAGCUGGAGAGGCAGCAGAAAGAGAUUUAUCAAGCUCAAAGGAAAUACCAUGGGCAUGGGCUGGACAGCAAAUGGGGCCAUAUUGAGCAGUGGAUGGAGGACAGCGAGCGUUACUCGCGCCACUCACGGAGACACACAUCGAUCUCGGAUGACGAGGAGCGGAUGUCUGUUGGAAGUAGGGGCAGUUUGAGGCCUACAGACUAUGGGGGAUUUUUGGGCUCCGGUUCCAGGGCCUCGUCACGGGCCAGUUCAGCUCGUGCCAGCCCUGUGGUGGAAGAGAGAUCUGACUUCUUGGAAAAGGGAUCAAGGACAGCAUCUACUCUCUCUGCUGCCACUUUGGCCUCACUAGGUGGGGGCUUUUCUCGGAGAGGCAGCUGUGACACUUCCAUAUCGGUCGACACAGAGGCCUCCAUACGAGAGAUGAAGGACUCUCUGGCUGAGGCUGAAGAGAAGUAUCGAAAGGCCAUGGUGUCCAAUGCUCAGCUAGAUAAUGAGAAGUCCAACCUGAUGUACCAAGUAGACACACUGCGAGACACACUGAUGGAGCUGGAAGAGCUGCUUUAUGAGACACGCAGGGAGUGUGAAGAGAAAACAAAGGAGUACGAUCGGGAGCGCCAUGCUCACAACAUCCUGCAGUUCCAGUUUAAUGAGAUGAAGGAGACGUUAAAACAGAGUGAGGAACUAUUGAAGGAAGCACAACAAUUGCGCUCAAAGCGGGAGAGCUAUGUUAGCGAGAUCUCUGAUCUACAGGAAACAUUGGAAUGGAAGGAGAAAAAAAUUGCGGCCUUAGAGAGGCAGAAGGAAUAUUCAGACAUAAUCCAAGAUGAACGUGAUGCACUGAGGAAUGAGGUUUUCCGGCUGAGGGAUGCUCUAAAGAAACAUGGCAUAUCCCUUGGAUCUGAGGUGACAACAAAUGGCGAGACUGGAAACAACAUGACUAAUGGACCUGAAUGUGUAGAAUCGGCUCAAGAUGGACCAGCUAUGAGCGCUGACAGCAUCUUAGAGAUCAGACUGAGAAAGCUGGUUGAUGAAAGGGAGAGUUUACUUGAACAGGUAAGGAAGCUGAAAGCAGUUGUGGAACAAAAGCAGAGGAACGGCACAGAAGAAGCAGUAAGUCCACACGAAGAUGAGCUCCAGAACAACCUAGACUCACAUAUCAUCGAUUUGCAGAGAGAUGCCAACAGGCAAAUCAAAGACUUCAAAUUUAAGCUGGUGAAGUCUGAGCAGGAGGUCGCAGUUCUUGAACAAAAUGUAAUUCGACUGGAGGGGCAGGUGACACGCUACAAAACAGCUUCCGAAGCAGCUGAAAAAGUGGAGGAUGAGCUGAAAGUGGAGAAACGUAAAUUGCAGAGAGAGCUGAGGUCUGCUCUAGACCGUAUUGAAGAAUUAGAGGCCAGCAAUUUUCACCUGUCCAAAAGAGUGGAGAAGAUGAAGGCGAAUCGGAAUGCCAUGCUUUCGCAGCAGUGAUGUCUUCUCGAGUUUUACUGGCACUCUGGAAAACCGCUUUCAUUGGCAUUAGUAGCAGCUGCACCUGUUAUCCUCAUUUCGUGUUACAAAAUCAACCAGAAUUCGUCCAUCGCACACGAAUCACCAGGUCAAUGAGCCAUGCGAAAUUACUCUGAAAAAGGGAAAAAAGAUGGCCUACAGAUGUUCUGACUCCAGUGUAUGAACAUCAGUUCAGGAAAGGAUACAAAUAAAUACUGACAUUCUGAUGAACAGAAAAGGAAUUCUUAAGUGAAAUCAUGAGCAUUGGAUUUUCUUUUUUCUUUUCUUCUACUGGAUUGUGGCGUUUGCCUAUGUUGUAGUGCCCCCAGUGUUCUCCAGAGUGAUCAUGGAUGCACAGGAGGUUUCCAUUUUUUUUGGCUCCUCUAGUGGAGUAUGCUUUUUUUUUAUAAAUGCUGCCAUCUGGUGGUAUCGAGAAUCCAUUCUGAAGCAAUGAGGAUUGAAAUAGGUCCACAGAUUUUUUUUUUUUUGGAUUCUUACUGACACUCAUCUGGAUUAACCCUCAUGUUCUGUUUAAUAUACACUAGACAAGAAAAAUGCUGAUGGGAGUUUUUUGGAUAGAUGAAUGCUAUCUAAAAUGCAUCUUUUCAGAAAGGAAAACCGCCUGUUGUAGGGCUGUCCCAAAAGGACAAAACAACUCAUACCAAAUUUUUUUAUUAACCGUCUUUUAAAGUUAGAAAAAUAUAUAUAUGACAUAUGAUUUACAACACCUAAUAUGCACUUACUGACCAUUUUAUUAGAAACACCUGUAUACCUGCUCAUUCAUCCAACGUCCAUGCCACAGCCAGAGUCACUGAGUUUUUUUUUUCUUCUCUUCUUCUCUGAUGUUGGAUGUGAACAUGUACCUGAUGCUCUUGAACUGUGCAUGCUUGCAUUGCACUGCUACCACAUGAUCGGAUUGUUUGCUUAAAUGCAUAAAUGUGUACAGGUGGUCCUCAUAAAAUGGACAGUGAAGGUAUAAUAGGUCACUUUUCAGUUUAUUUGUGUAAAUGCAUACACAAAAGCCCAUCCCAGGUGAUCCUGUGAGAUUUUCCUAAAUAAGCGCUUAUUCAAGGCAAAUGAAAGAAUUCAACUGCAUUUAUUUGUAUUUUUAUGUAGUUGCUUACAAUGAUUUUAACAAAUUUCGGGCCAAGCACAAUCGAAAUCUGUUAAGGUAAACAGAACAUCAGUGCUAAUCACAGGUUGCUCCAUAAAACUUUGUUUUGGUUUUAGAGACAUUGGGAUUGUUCUAAGUACUAAAUACUGAGCAUCACCAGCAUCUCCUCUCAGGAGGUGCAGGAAUUUACAGAAUAAGACAUUUUUGACAAAUUUGUGGUAGAAUGUUGGUGGUUGUACAAAUGUGUGUGUGUGUGUGUGUGUGUGUGUGUGUGUGUGUGUGUGUGUGUGUGUGUGUGUGUGGUGUUCGAAGUGACUUGUGUCUUCAUACAUGAUGCAUUCCAUUUGUUUGUGUUUUCUUGUUUGUUUUGCAUCACAGUACUCAUUACUCAUGUCAGAGAGUUCACUACCAGGAUUUUUAUUUUAAUUGUAUUGUACAACGUAAUUCUAUUAAGCAAUAUAUCUUUUAGGGAGUGAGCAAUGGACUGGCAUCCUAAUCUGGGUGCGUUCCUUGGAUAAUGGUGUGUACUAAACGAACAAAAUAAUUUAUUCAUUCAUUCCUCUUCAGUAAGUACUUUGCUGGACAGAGUUACAGUUGAACCAGACACUCCAAAGGUCAUGGCCAGAAUGGUGAAAUAUUUGUAGUAUUGGUGGAAGAUUAUUGGUCUUAACAAGAAAUCAUUGUUCAGAAAUGUAUCAAGAAUCAAUCACAUACUAUACUCCUGUAGCUCUCAUCAGCUUUCUCAAUUGCAAUCCAUAAUAUAUAUUUUUUGUACAUUUCUCUACAUCCUGUUAUUUCUCUGUGCUAAUUUAGCGUCAAACAAUUUAAUCAUGACCAUGAUUUUACUUUUUGCACAAGAAGACAAUAAGAAAAUAAUCAGCAAAGUGUGUCACAGGAGUGCAUGUAUUUAAUUCUUGUUCAUGUGCUGACCAAUGAUUAUUGUUUAGACUUUUCAAAUCUUAGUUUUUUUGCCAUUUUGUGCUUCACUAAGAAUUGUAGAUUGCAGUUGACUUGCAAUAUUUGAAACCAAAAAAAGCAAACCUGUGAUGUGGCCUGAUGUAUAUGGUGUAUCAGUAUGCCAAUACCAUGGUUUAUCUGCACAAACAGAAACUGUAGCUCAAAACAAUGGCUGCUGAAUAACAGACAGUAGUAGGCUUCCCAAGUAUUUCCCAGUUCAAUACUGCAAUAAUAAUUAUUACAUGAUAUAUUGUGCACUAGUGUAUACUGUUUUUAAAUAUAAAACAAUUGUUUGGGCAUGUAGAUCGAUCACACUUUACAGCCGAAUACCUGUUUAAAAAAAGGGACUUUUGAUCCAACUGCACUCAAAAGACAUGUCAAAAGCUAUAACUUCCUUAAAAGUGUUUCUGAAAUGUCUUUCUGCCUUCUGCCUUUGCCUUUGUGUUUCUACAUACUCUUCAUGACAUUCCAUUAUCACAGAAGAGCAGAAAAAAUGCACUCAAAAUGCGAGCGACUUGUAAUUUGCUUCGAACGAGUUAAAUAAAUCAAAAUCCAUUCCAGUAAAGCAGGAAAAAUAUGUAUUUGACCAAAUUCUGAUUUUCAGUUUUUCAUGAACAUCUUAUAUGUAACUAAACUGAGGGGCACAUUUUUUGUUCAUAUAUGGUUUAUAUAUAUAUAAAUUGUGUGAAAUGACAGAAGAUUGUGUCAUUCAGAAGGAAAAAAGGACGGACUGCCUCAGCAAAAUGUAGACAGGCUCAGAACUUUCACUUGGAUAUCACCAGCUUAAAACAUCAUUGGAACAUGGAAUGAAUGAGGGUUUUUUUUUUCUUUAAUUCAUUAAAAAUAUUAUUGCAAUAACGCUUA
Molecule: messenger RNA, 5130 nt
Organism: Silurus meridionalis
Lineage: Eukaryota; Metazoa; Chordata; Actinopteri; Siluriformes; Siluridae
Gene: lrrfip1b
Product: leucine rich repeat (in FLII) interacting protein 1b
Exons: 19
Coding region: 558-2177 (539 amino acids)
Biological process (GO): regulation of transcription by RNA polymerase II
Molecular function (GO): DNA-binding transcription factor activity, RNA polymerase II-specific; RNA polymerase II cis-regulatory region sequence-specific DNA binding
Source: RefSeq, a predicted model, not a curated record